AGAGGGGGACACCCGGAAGGAAGUGAUGCAAUCAUCUUAAUUGAGGUUGCUUAUAUAUAUACAGAGGUCGUUGAAGUUUCCUGCAGCACAUCCACACAUCGAGCUCUUACAGCCUGAACCAUCAGCUUCCAUACGUGGCUCGGAACACACACGGGCUUCUCCUGUUGGCUUCUGAAAGACGACGAACAUCAUCCCUUCACCGCUUUGAAUCCAGCGCACAAAAGUAAAGGUGCCAGAACAAUGAGGGUUACCAUACUAGCAUUUUGCCUGAUUGGAGCAGUUUUUGCCAACCCAAUUUCAUACAAUCAUGUCCUUUUGGACUCAAGUGAACUUGAUGCAAACACGACUGAAAGUUUGUCUGUUUCACAAUCAUCUGAAAACAGCACCUCGUCGCUUCAGAGCUCUGAAGAAAACAUCUCAAAUCAAGUGAAAUUAUCAGAAUCAUCAGAAUCAUCAGAAUCAUCAGAAUCCACAUCAGAGGACAAGACUUCGGAGGAGAGUGACAGUCAGUCAGAUGAGGAUCAUGUGACUGACUUUAUGGAAGAAACCAGAGACAACAGCAUGAGCAGUGAGGAGAAUGUGCGAAAGAGUUGGGUUCAGGCCUUUGCAAGUGUCGUCAAAGACCUGAGCACAGAGGACAACAGCAGCACAGAGGUCAGCGACGAGGUGACAGGGGCACUGCCCACUCUCACCCCCACCAGUGUGACUUUCAAACAGACGGCCAACGCCACCCAAGGUCAAACGAACCUGCAGGUGGCGAGGAACUCCACCGACAGCAGCAGCGAGAGCAGCAGCAGUGAAAGCCAUGAGAGCAGCGAGGCCAGUGACAGCAGUGAUGCCAGCGAGAGUGCAGAGGACAGCGACGCCAGUGACAGCACAGAGCUGGAACAGGUCAAAGCCAACGACUGUGUGAAUGGAACUCAGAGCUGUGAGAGCGAAGAGUACUUCUUCCAGGAUAUAGGAGACGACGCUCAUUACGCUGUGGACAAUCUGCUGGUGCCAGACGACGACGAAAGGGAGUUGAGUCUAAGGAGAUGAUUACAUGCACUUGUGCAGCUUUAGUGUUUCCCACUAUGAACUGAAACACCAUUAGAUGACAUCCCUGAAGACUUCAGGAUCACGCCAGGCUCCUGCCCAUCGCUUCUGAAUGUUGAUUCUUGAUAUCAUAUUGUUAUACCUGCAGCUGAUUGAUUUGUGUGUGUGAGUUUUUAUUAUUGUGAUGAUUAUGUAGCCCAGCAUUUACUAUGUUUUGAUGAUAAUAAACAAUUAAUAUAAACAUG
This is a messenger RNA of Scophthalmus maximus (turbot), 1280 nucleotides long. It is a transcript of the gene scpp1, whose product is annotated as secretory calcium-binding phosphoprotein 1. Lineage: Eukaryota; Metazoa; Chordata; Actinopteri; Pleuronectiformes; Scophthalmidae. The coding region runs from base 241 to 1038 and encodes 265 amino acids. The record is from RefSeq and is a predicted model, not a curated record. The transcript has 9 exons.